AUGUCAACAUCAGAGAACACAACAACUGCUAUCGUUCAUGAAGCCAUAAAUGAAGAAUACGAGUACAUACAGUAUAACAAACAGUUACGUCUCAUUCGUUCAGUCAAAGAUGACAUGUACCAAAUGCAAAGUAUAAUGAACGCUCUUCGUUCUACAAAGCAAGCAUAUCAUUGGUUUGAAAACCAACAGACAAAAGAACUUUUAGAAGAAUUUCCUCAUAUGAUUGCUUCCCUCGGAAAACCGAGAGAAGAGAUUCCGUAUGAAAAUCGCAAGAAUUUGGCUCCUGGUUUGAAAGGUUAUUAUGUUCAUAGACUUUUAGUAAACGCUGUAGCAAUCUGGGCUUCACCUCGUUAUGCUUGUUAUAUUUUCAUGAUGUUAGAUGAACUAUAUAAAGCAGAACGUGGAGAGAUGGAAAAGAAACUUCAUGCAAAAGAUGAAGUCAUUGAAUCCAAAGACAAAAGCAUACAGAAAAGAAUACCACGUUCGGUACCAAAAGGAAAGGAAAAGAGUUAUAAGUAUAUGAUUUAUACUGAAGAGUUGGAGAAAGAAGAAGAUAAAGAUAUGGUUAUGUUGCAUUUAGUCAGAAGAAACAACAAGAGCUUUUAUGACUUAGCUAAAAUAUAUAAAUCUGACAGAAACUGG
Molecule: messenger RNA, 642 nt
Organism: Trichomonas vaginalis G3
Lineage: Eukaryota; Parabasalia; Trichomonadida; Trichomonadidae
Product: KilA, N-terminal/APSES-type HTH, DNA-binding family
Exons: 1
Source: RefSeq, a predicted model, not a curated record